AAAAUGGCGCUGCCCUCGAUGUAUUAUUAGUUAACCUUCAUCCAAAUUGUUAAUUAAAAUCUGUCCGUCAUGUCCGUGACACGCGAGAUGUUACGGUAAUCACUGGCAAAAAUGCGUCUUACAUUAAUGCAGAUUUAAUAUACAAAUAACACAAAAUCUAUAUAUUAACACAAGUUAGAAUAAUUUAACGCCUGUACGAAUUAUAUUUUGAAAAAUGACUGUGCUGCGCGCUGUAUUAUUCAAGUGUCAUAACAAUUAUUCGGUAAUUUCACGGUAUUCCAUUCAGAAAAACAUUAUACAAGGAAAGAGUCAGAGAGUAUGGGAAGUAACAAAACGUGAAUUUACAAAAGUCGCUCAGAGUUGUGCCAAAGAAAAUGUGAAAGAAUCCAAGCUUUCUUCCUACAUUUUCAAGUUUGGCUUUGGCGGAUUUGGAGUAACAGCUGCUUACAUUUUAAAAUCACACGAUCAAAUUGUGAUAUGCAGAGAAGCCAAAAGAAUAAGCGACAUAAAACCUCAAGAUCCUGAAUUCAAUUUUGAAUGGAGAAAAUUCUUCAAGUAUUUGUAUCCACAUAUUUGGUACUUAUUAUUAGCACUUUCAAGCGCACUGAUAGUUGCACUGUUAAACAUUCAAAUACCACAGUGUGUUGGAAGUGUCAUAAAUGUGCUCACAGAAAUUUGUAAGAACAAAAGUGAUUCUGCAAAACAAGUCAUCUUGCAGCUUACUCAACCAGCUUUUACACUCGCACGGAUGUACAUUGCACAGGCAUUCUUUACCUUCGUAUAUAUUUAUACACUCUCACAUGUCGGUGAAAAAGUCGCGGUGAGCUUACGUCAGGAUUUGUUCAGGUCUAUUAUCAUGCAAGACGUAGCGUUCUUUGACAAAACACGUUCUGGUGAAAUAGUAAGUCGAUUGACCAGUGAUAUUCAAGACUUUAAAAGCUCAUUUAAGACCUGCAUUUCUCAAGGCUUGAGAAGCUUUACGCAAAUUAUCGGUUGUGUCGUCUCUGUAAUAGUGAUAUCGCCACAAUUGACCACUCUGGUGGUAUUCAGUUUGCCUGCGAUAAUUUUCAUUGGCACUCUUCUGGGAAAAAGUUUGCGCAAACUGUCUAUGGAGGCGCAAAAUCAAGUUGCAAAAUCAACUGCCGUUUGCGAGGAAGCUAUACAAAACAUUCGAACGGUAAGAGCUUUCGCGGCGGAAGAGAAAGAGGCGGAAAUGUUUUACAAAGAGAUCGAACGUUCGUGUGAACUGUACGAAAAAUUGGGUUUUGGUAUUGGUUUCUUUCAAGCAGGAACAAAUUUAUUGCUUAACGGCAUUCUACUUUCCACGCUGUACUUCGGCGGGCAGCUGCUUUCCACAGGACAGUUGUCUCCGGGAGAUCUCAUGGCGUUCUUGAUGGCUACGCAAACCAUACAGAGAUCAUUAAGUCAGCUGUCGGUGCUCUUUGGAACUUUUGUUAGGGGACAAAGUGCAGGUGCUAGAGUUUUCCAGUAUUUAGAUAUACCUCCUUCUCCAAUGAUGACUGGUGGCGACAUAAUCACAGACCAGUCUAUGGCGGGGAACAUAGUUUUUAAGGAUGUAAAGUUUAGUUAUCCUACUAGACCGGAUCACGUGAUUUUGAAGAAUUUCAAUUUACAUAUUCCUGCGGGAAAGACCGUGGCAAUAGUCGGUACCAGCGGUAAUGGUAAAUCAACCGUGGCUGCGUUAUUAGAAAGGUUCUACGAUGUCGAUGAAGGUUCUAUUACAAUCGACAAUCGAGAUAUCAGAUCUUUGAAUUCGAGUUAUCUCAGAGGUAACGUUCUGGGAUACAUCAAUCAGGAACCUACUUUAUUCGCUACUAGUAUUAUGGAAAACAUUAGAUACGGAAGACAAGACGCAACGAAUGAUGAGGUCAUCGAGGCAGCUAAAGAAGCGAACGCUCACGAAUUUAUAACUAAGUUCCCGGAUGGUUACGCGACCGAGGUUGGAGAAAGAGGCACACAGCUCUCGGGUGGACAAAAGCAACGAGUUGCCAUUGCUAGAGCUUUGUUGAAACAACCAUCUGUUUUAAUUUUGGAUGAGGCAACAAGCGCGUUGGACUAUGAAAGCGAGAGAGUCGUUCAAAAGGCAAUUGAAAACGCUACAAAAGGAAGAACGGUACUUGUGAUCGCUCAUAGGUUGAGUACUGUUAAAAAUGCUGACAUAAUCGUCGUAUUACAACGUGGUGUUAUUGUGGAGAUGGGCACGCAUACGGAACUAAUUAAACAAAAAGGCGUCUAUUACACACUCGUUAACGAGCAAGAAAAAGAGAACAUGUAAUGACAAUGAGAUU
Molecule: messenger RNA, 2309 nt
Organism: Pseudomyrmex gracilis
Lineage: Eukaryota; Metazoa; Arthropoda; Insecta; Hymenoptera; Formicidae
Product: ATP-binding cassette sub-family B member 8, mitochondrial
Exons: 10
Coding region: 215-2296 (693 amino acids)
Biological process (GO): transmembrane transport
Cellular component (GO): membrane
Molecular function (GO): ATP binding; ABC-type oligopeptide transporter activity; ATP hydrolysis activity
Source: RefSeq, a predicted model, not a curated record